Messenger RNA from Anopheles marshallii, 252 nucleotides. Its product is annotated as coiled-coil-helix-coiled-coil-helix domain-containing protein 7. The record is from RefSeq and is a predicted model, not a curated record. NCBI's taxonomy places the organism in Eukaryota, Metazoa, Arthropoda, Insecta, Diptera, Culicidae. The transcript has 3 exons. Bases 1 to 252 code for a protein of 83 amino acids.
AUGCCGAAAAAUUACGAUGCUGAGAAAAACAAUCCAUGUUUGAAAGAACAGGAACUGUCGUACAAAUGUCUCAGCAAGAACAACUUUGAUCACGGCAAAUGCGAGCUCUAUUAUGCAAACUACAACAAUUGCAAAGAAUUUUGGAAUAAAGUCCGUGCAGAUCGGCGAGCGAACGGAAUCUUUCCUUACCUGCCUGAAGUAGCUGACCGGGAAAGCAUUAAAACCGAAUAUAUGAAAACUAAACCAACAUGA